AUAUAGUUUGCCAUGUUGGAGCUCUAAUAAACAAGUUGUUUAAGCAUUACCAUUGAGUCCUGCACAACUCCACUGUGAGCCCAACACUUUUUGUGGCGACGAGGAUUAGAACUCUGCUGUCUGGACAGAGCAGCAGAAUAGGAAAAGAGAACUCACAGGACAAACUUCAGAUCCACUGCAGACAUGGCUACCCUGGGACACAUGGAGGAAUUUGAUGUAAGUGACCCUUCUUCUUGGGACUCAUAUGCAGAGAGACUUUCCUACUUCCUAGAAGCAAACACUAUAGCUAACCCUGAGCAAAAGAGGGCAGUGCUGCUGACUGUCUGUGGGCCUAAAACAUUUGCAGUCAUUCGCUCACUCACUGCCCCGGCCUCUCCAAAAACAAAGACUUAUGAGGAGUUACUAGCAAUGUUAAAGGCACAUUUUUCUCCAACACCAUCUGUCAUUAUACAGAGAUUUCACUUCCACAAAAGAAACCAAAGAGCAGAUGAAACAAUUUCUACCUAUAUUGCAGAAUUACGGCACAUAGCAGAGCAUUGCCAGUUUGGAGAGUUCCUAAAUGAUAUGCUGAGAGAUCAAUUAGUCUGUGGGAUUCAGAAUGAGGCCUUGCAGCGCCGGCUUCUCGCUGAGCCUAACCUGACACUGGCAGCUGCGCAGGAGAAGGCCUUGGCUGCAGAAACUGCACUUUUACACACUAAGGCAAUUCAUCAUACAGCAACCAGUGUGCACACCAUAUCCUCCAAACAGGCAGAUGACAUUCAAUUUCAAAACAACAAACCAAAAGACUAUCUUGCAACAAAUGCAUCACCAUUUACACCAUGUAUUGGAUGUGGUGGUCAGCACAGACGCUCUGUAUGCCCUUUUAAGAAUGCUGUUUGUCAUUACUGCAAAAAGAAAGGCCAUGUAAUACGUGUUUGCAAAGCAAGGGUUGAUCAGGAAAAACAAAGCGAUAAUGCAAAGUUUUCACAUAAAAAUUUACCAACAAAUAAAGGGGCAGCCACUGGAACAGAGGUCAACCAGCUGUAUCAUAUCCAACAUGUCAACAGUAAGGGCCCCGUAAACUCUGAAAUUACUGCAAAUGUUUUUAUACAUGGCUAUCGGUGUGAAAUGGAGAUUGACUCAGGAGCCGCAUUUACCAUAAUAAGCUCUGAAUUAUUUGAUAAACUGUUCCCUCACAAUCCUCCCACAUUAUCAAAGCCAGGGUGCACACUCCGUGACUAUAAUGGACAGUCUGUUGAGCUUCUUGGAAGUUGUGAUGUGAGUGUUCAGUACAACACAUUCAGCGGAAUGUUACCCCUGAUUGUUGCCAAAGGUACUCAAAAAAGCCUUUUGGGAAGGAACUGGUUUUCUCCAUUAAAAAUCAGCAUCCAAGGCAUCCAUGUUGUCACUGGGGGAUCAGUAAAGAAGGUCAUUGAGGAAUUUCCACAAGUUUUUGCAAAUGAACUAGGCACUUACAAGGGUCCACCUGUGUCACUUAGAUUAGACCCUGCAAUCUCACCCAUACACAUGAAAGCCAGAUCUGUGCCAUAUGCUUUACGUCCAAAAAUUGAAGCUGAACUUGAACGUCUCACAGCACAAGGGGUCUUUGAGCCAGUGACACACACACAAUGGGCAACCCCAAUUGUGCCAGUUCUUAAGCCUAAUGGUGAUGUGAGACUCUGUGGAGACUAUAAAUGCACAGUAAAUAAAGCUCUUAAUCAGCAUCCAUAUCCUGUGCCUGCUGUGAAUCAACUGUUAUCCACACUAGCUGGUGGCAAGGUUUUUGCAAAACUUGAUCUUGCCCAGGCAUACCAACAGUUGUUGGUGGAUGAAGCUUCUGCAGAUGCCCAGACUAUUAUUACCCAUCGGGGUGCAUUCAGGGUAAAGCGCCUCCAGUUUGGAAUUUCAACUGCACCAGGAAUAUUCCAGCACUUUAUGGAAACCUUGCUAUCCAGCAUUCCUGGUGUUGUCCCAUAUUUUGAUGAUGUUCUACUAAUGGGGCCAUCUGAAAGUAUACUGGCUGACCGCCUUAGAGAAGUACUAUCUCGUUUUGAUUCAUCAGGCAUUCGUUUAAAAAAAGAAAAGUGUGAGAUUGGAGCUACCAGCGUAAACUUCUUGGGGUACCGUAUAGAUGCUUCAGGCAUUCGUCCUACAGAAAGUAAAGUGAAAGCUAUCCAUGAUGCACCUGAACCAAAAUCUAAACAAGAACUUCAAGCAUUCCUUGGGUUGCUCAAUUUCUAUCACAGCUUCCUUGCUCACAAGGCAACAGUGGCAGAGCCUCUUCAUCGCUUGCUUGACAAAGGGGUCCCAUGGAAUUGGACUCCUAAACAUUCAGAGGCCUUCUGCAAAGUUAAACAGUUGCUGACAUCUGAUUCUCUUCUUGUCCAUUAUGAUGAAGAUCGGCCAUUAAUACUUACUACAGAUGCAUCUCCUUAUGGUGUUGGCGCUGUUCUUAGCCACAUUCUCCCAAAUGGUAAAGAGGCACCAGUUGCUUAUUACUCUAGGACAAUGACAUCAGCAGAGAGGAACUAUGCACAAAUUGAUAAAGAAGCAUUAGCUAUCAUAGCUGGUGUUAAGAAGUUUCAUAAUUACCUCUAUGGACAUACAUUUGAAAUCCACACUGAUCAUAAACCAUUACUGGGUUUGCUCUCAAAAGACAGUCCUACUCCUAAUGUUAUGUCACCUCGAAUGCUCAGAUGGAGUAUCAUGCUAAGUGCUUAUGAUUACACUCUUCUUUAUAAACCUGGAAAAUCAAUCUUAAAUGCUGAUGCUUUGAGUCGCUUGCCUUUACAGAUCCCAGACUGCUCACUACCCCCUUUACUUGAAGUACUUAUGCUGGAAUCCCUCCCUGAUUCUCCACUGGAAGCUACUGAGAUUGCUCAUAUGACUGCAAAGGAUCCAAUCCUUUCUCGUGUUCUCAACUGGGUGUGGAGGGGAUGGCCAAAUGAAAAGUUGUCUGAAGAGUUCAGACCAUAUACAAACCGUCAACAUGAACUAUCUGCACAUAAAGGGUGUUUAUUAUGGGGAAGCCGAGUAGUCAUUCCUCAAAGAGGACGCAAAUUUGUCCUCGAUAUGCUACAUGCAGCCCACCCAGGAAUCGUGCGCAUGAAAGCUCUCGCAAGGAGUUAUGUUUGGUGGCCCAGAAUUGACACAGACAUAGAGGAGGCCGUACAUCUGUGUGUCACUUGCCAGCACUCUCGUCACAGCCCCCCUGCAGCUCCAGUGUUUCCUUGGGAGAUUACAAAAAAGCCUUGGUCUAGACUUCAUAUUGAUUUUGCUGGACCAUUCCAGGGGAAGAACUUUCUUGUAGUGGUAGACUCUUUCUCAAAAUGGUUAGAGGUCAUCCUAGUGUCAUCUCAGACAUCAGCUGUGACAAUUUCAGCCCUACGUCAUCUGUUUGCAACACACGGAAUACCAGAUGUUAUUGUAUCAGACAAUGGGACUGCUUUUACUUCUGAGGAGUUUAAGACCUUUACCAAUAACAACUUAAUAAGGGCAGUAACCAUUGCUCCACGUCGACCUCAAGGAAAUGGACAAGCUGAAAGAAUGGUUCAAACUGCGAAGGAUGCACUCAGAAGGAUUACUAAUGGGGACUGGUCAACAAGACUUGCACGAUUCCUUAUAGCUCAGCAUGUUACCCCAUGUCCUACCACAGGUGUCAGCCCUGCUGAGCUUCUGAUGGGGCGGCGCCUUAAAACAUGUCUUGAUCGUCUUAAUCCAGAUCUAACUGAUGAUGUAGAAAGGAAACAGCAACAAAGCCUGGAUUCAGCCCUAUCCUCUAAGACUCUGCGUACAUUUGCUUCUAAUGAUCCAGUGUAUGCCAGGAAUUAUGGGGCUGGUCCAAAGUGGGUCCCUGCAGUAAUAACUGAAGUUACUGGACCUGUGUCAUACAAGGUACAUUGUGAUGAUGGGCAAGAGUGGCACCGUCAUGUUGAUCAGUUGCGGAGGCAUGUUCAGCCAAGUAACAGUACCUUAAUGGAGAACAUGGGUUGUCCCAAGGUGGUUCCUAGUGACUCUCUUCCAGAUGAAAUGGCUACCCCAUGCAGCCAAGGGACCAAUGAAACCAGUAUUCCACCAGGAAAUGACUCUGAUCCAAUAGAGAACUGUGAUAACUCCUCCCAAGAUGUCUCUUGUGGUCAGACUUCUGGUUAUGAACGGCCACAACGCAACAGGGUGCCUCCAAAGUGGAUGGACGAUUAUGUAAGCUAGGGGGGAGGAGUGUUGUGUACCACUAGAGGGAGCUGUAUGCCUAAAUGUUAGCUCAGCU
Molecule: messenger RNA, 4246 nt
Organism: Xenopus tropicalis (tropical clawed frog)
Lineage: Eukaryota; Metazoa; Chordata; Amphibia; Anura; Pipidae
Exons: 1
Coding region: 184-4188 (1334 amino acids)
Biological process (GO): DNA integration; RNA-templated DNA biosynthetic process; DNA transposition
Molecular function (GO): DNA-directed DNA polymerase activity; nuclease activity; RNA-DNA hybrid ribonuclease activity
Source: RefSeq, a predicted model, not a curated record